UUUUCUCCGGUUCCAUUAUCGGCGUGACUCAAAUCACAAUUCCACUGGGCAGUUGGAGACAAACUCAUUCGUCACAAGAUACGGGUUUACGCACUGUUCGAACAAAGAAUCCUUGAGAUAAAAUGGGAACUGUAUCAAAAAAUUGGGCAAAUAUUGUCUGGAUUUGCUUCGUUUUGUAUUUUGUUACAACAACCACUGCUUUGGAAUUCGACAUUUACCGGCAUGUUGAAGUACCGAAAACGAAAUAUGAGAAAUCUGACUCAGUGGUUCUCUAUAAAUACAUGAAUGCAGAGUAUUACAGUUUGAUCGGCGUUGGUCAUCCUAGUAAGGAAUUCAAAGUAACUUUUGACACGACCUGGGGUGAUACUUGGUUACCGUCUCAACAUUGUUCUUACCUCCAAAUUGCCUGCCUGAUUCACAACAAAUAUGACAGUUCAAAAUCAUCAACUUAUCAACAGGAUGGUCGUCCGUUUGAUGUUGCCAACAGUGAAAUGACAUUAAAAGGAUUCUUAUCUAUAGAUAAUUUCCAUCUGGCUCACCUAGAAAUAUGGAAUCAAACUUUUGUGGAAGUAACACAAAUGUCGAAUAUGCCAUUUCUAACAACUAUGGCGGAUGGGAUUGUUGGUUUAGGCUUUAAUGCCCUGAGCGUUGAGGGAACCAUACCUUUUUUUUACAAUCUCAUCAAACAAGCGAUCGUAGAUGAGCAAGUUUUCACAUUUUAUAUGAAUCGAGAUCCGACAACUGAAAAAGCUGGAAAACUUAUUCUCGGAGGAACAGAUCGAUCCAAUGCCAAAGGAAAUCUUACUUUUCUCCCUGUAAUUGAAAAAGCAUACUGGAAAGUACAAAUGGACAAAAUUAUCAUAGGCGAUACGAACCAAACACAGACGUUAUGCAAAAAUGGCUGUAAGGCUAUAUUCGAUACAAGCACUAAUCAAAUAAUUGGACCAACCGCUGAGAUUGAUCAAAUUAAUUAUUUGCUAAAUGCCAAAAAAUUUUCUCCAACCUGGCCAUACAGAUACAUGGUUGAUUGUCGUGAAUUCGCCAAACUGCCGCACAUAAGCUUUGUACUUGAUGGAAAGGAGCAUACCAUCGAGUCGAAGUACUACAUUCAACACAUGACAUGGCACGGUUUCACAAUGUGUUUGUCACCUUUCACGACGAGCAAGAAUGAUUUUUGGAUCCUGGGCGGUGCAUUUUUGAUGCAAUUUUACUCCGAAUUCGAUUUUCAAAAUGGUCACGUUGGCAUAGCAGAGACAAAAUAUUAUUCUGAAGCAAAAUCUGGUUAUUUCAUGACGAUGGCGUUAUUUGUUUCAGUUCAUACUCGAGUAAUAUUUAUUAAUCUAAUAAAAAUGUGGCGUAUUCUAGCAUGGAUCGCCCUUUUCGGAGCAGUAACAACAGCGGAUUUGUUGCGCAUUCCGGUAUACAAAAUAGAAAGUUCUCGAAGACAAUUGAAAGCAGUAGGAACCGAAUUACAGCAACUUCGUUUGCGUUAUGGUGGUGGUAUGGUACCUGAACCACUUUCAAACUACAUGGAUGCUCAAUAUUAUGGGGAUAUAGCAAUUGGCACUCCUCCACAAAAAUUCUCUGUCGUUUUUGACACUGGUUCAUCUAAUCUUUGGAUACCCUCGAAGAAAUGCUAUUACACAAAUGUUGCUUGUUUGCUCCACAGAAAAUACAACAGCAAAAUGUCCAGUACCUACAAGCCUAACAACACACAAUUUGACAUUCACUACGGAUCUGGCAGUCUUUCAGGAUUCUUGUCAACCGAUGUUGUUAACGUUGCUGGUGUCAACAUUGCUGACCAAACGUUUGCUGAAGCUUUGAGCGAACCUGGUCUUGCCUUUGUUGCGGCUAAAUUUGAUGGUAUCCUUGGAAUGGCUUAUUCCAACAUUGCUGUGGAUGGUGUUAUGCCACCAUUUUACAAUAUGGUUAAACAAGGAUUGGUCCCCCAGGCGGUAUUCAGUUUUUAUUUGAACAGAGAUCCCAAGGCUACGGUUGGUGGAGAAAUGGUUCUCGGAGGCUCUGACCCUGAACACUAUGAGGGUGAAUUAGUUUAUGUUCCUGUCAGUCGUAAAGCCUACUGGCAAUUUAGAAUGGACAAAAUGAAAAUUGGUGAUAAAACAUUCUGCGAAAACGGAUGUGAGGCUAUCGCAGAUACAGGCACCUCUCUCAUUGCUGGACCAGUCGCCGAAGUGGAAAAAAUUAACAGAGCUAUCGGGGCAACUCCAAUAGCGGCUGGUGAAUCAAUGGUCGACUGCGGUUUAAUUUCCAAAUUACCGGAAAUCGAGUUCGUUUUGGGUGGUGAAACUUUUGCUCUCAGUGGCAAAGACUACAUCCUUCAGGUGAGUGCGUUGGGCAAAACAGUAUGCCUGAGUGGUUUCAUGGGUAUCGAUAUUCCACCACCCAAUGGACCACUUUGGAUUUUGGGAGACGUUUUCAUCGGACGUUUCUACACCGAAUUCGACAUGGAAAAAAAUCGUGUUGGUUUUGCAACUGCAAAAUAGUGUAUUUAAUUCUUUUGACCAUCGAAUUAUCGGAACUAAUUACUUUUUAUUCAAAAAGAGUCGUGUAAACUCCCGUGAUUGGGCUCCCAAUAGUUUUUCCAGAUUUAACAAGGGAACGUAUUUUUCGUAAUUUUACCGACUCUGCUACCAUUUUACCGCAUCGUACAUAGACGAUGGGACAUUUAUUGAAAUUAUUGCAUUAUCUUAUCGAUUAAUUCAUUGUGAUAGAAACAAAAAAAAUAGAAUUAAAAAAAAAAUUAGUA
Messenger RNA from Venturia canescens, 2767 nucleotides. RefSeq lists its product as uncharacterized. Gene Ontology annotation, cellular component: lysosome. Gene Ontology annotation, biological process: cell death; proteolysis. The transcript has 17 exons. Gene Ontology annotation, molecular function: aspartic-type endopeptidase activity. The record is from RefSeq and is a predicted model, not a curated record. NCBI's taxonomy places the organism in Eukaryota, Metazoa, Arthropoda, Insecta, Hymenoptera, Ichneumonidae. Bases 123 to 2504 code for a protein of 793 amino acids.